AUGUUUAACAAGGACCAAUCGACAUCGAUUGAUCGUACAUUGAUCACUUCGUCAAACGUUGCAACACGGAAACGCAGUACACCUCGUAUGAUUAUUAUAACUCUAAUAAUUUUACUUUUGUUUUAUGCCGUUGUUGAAAUUCAUGGUUUAUUAUUUAUGGAAAUCUUGCAGCACGGUCCGGACUAUUUUGUUUGCUUUUACCAACCGGGCGCGUAUACAACUUUUAUGGGUUAUCAUGCACUGGUUGUCAAUGGUUUUAUUCCGCCUUUAUUAAUGGUCAUAUUUGAAUUGUGGACUGUGAAAAAUACUCGUCGUCGGAUACCGAUUUCUCACGAAAUGAAUAGGAAGCAUGUAGAUAUUGGUAGACCAUACCACAUUCAAUCGAAAGAUAAACAAUUUAUUCGAAUUUUACUUGUGGAUAUAAUUGCUUUUGUUAUUUUUAAAUUUCCCGUGACAAUCUUAGUGAUUUAUCAACAAAUUACACAAAAUAGUCAAAUAUCUUACUUUUGGCAUUUUAUUGAUAGUACAAUUGGCUUUUAUACCAAUGUCUUAGUAUCGAAAACAUUCCGUACAGAAUUUUCGUUCUUCGUCGAUCAUAAUGUACAUUGGUACUGUUUGAAGACAACGAUGGUGCCAUGA
This is a messenger RNA of Adineta ricciae, 639 nucleotides long. NCBI's taxonomy places the organism in Eukaryota, Metazoa, Rotifera, Eurotatoria, Adinetida, Adinetidae. The record is from the annotation of a GenBank genome assembly.